UUGAAAGAGUUAGAAAUGCGAAACUAUGUGUGUCCAUGAGAAGCUAAGCAGCUUAUUCGAUGAUUUGGAAGAACAUUGAGUAUAGGCAGGAGCUCAAAAGGCGACAGCUGUCACGUGCGAAAUCACGUGUUGGCGGUUCAGAGAGUUUGAAAUCCUUAUGUAACCGCUUAGUCCCCAUCCCAAGGCUGAUUCAUCAUCGCAAAUCAAGCUCGGUACCCCACAUUACCUGUCCGGCCGCCCCCACCACCUCCGAAUACACUGAUUCCAGUCUUGUAGUAAUGCUGAGAUAAUAUGUUUGAAAGAGCCCUAUAAGAGUAUAGUAUCUUUUCGAACUUUCUCUCUCAUUCUCGUUUUUCCCUAGCUCUCCCUCUCUCUCUGGUAUUUAAACUCCCAUUCAAUCCCGAUGAAGCUGUUCUUGUUCAUUUUCACAACCGCAAUCGCAAUCAUCUCAAUCGCAUUCAGUGAUACUAUACUCGCCCGCAUCGGUCCAUUGACAGACCUUCUACACAGAAACCACAACAACCAAACAACCGUCACCACGUCGUCCUCAAACUCCCAAACUACAGGCUCUACCUCCUUUGAGGGCCUCCCAGUCAUUCCUCCUACUGAAAUAUACGGCGAGCCAAAAGCAGAAGCCAUGUCCGUCCCCCGCGCAAUCCGCAAAGCCUUCCUGGCUAUCCAGCAAUCCGAGGGUGUAGGCGCCAAAGUGCGCCGCUCAAUCGGCACCCCUCAACUGCGCAACUUCAGCCCCUUCCUCAUGCUAGACCACUUCACCAGCUCCCCCGGCUCCGGCUUCCCCGACCACCCCCACAGAGGCCAGGAAACAAUCACCUACCUCCUCUCCGGCGCCGUCGACCACGAAGACUUCGCCGGCAACAAAGGCACCAUCGAGGCGGGGGACCUGCAAUUCAUGACCGCCGGCCGCGGCAUAAUGCACGCCGAGAUGCCGCGCGAGCUCUCUGACGGCUCCCCCGUGGUCGGAAUGCAGCUCUGGGUCGACUUGCCCGAGAAACUGAAGAUGUGCGAGCCGCGGUAUCGCGAUCUGAGGGCCAGCGAGAUUCCGCAGGUCAAGACGGAUGAUGGGAAGGUCAAUAUUAAGGUCAUCUCUGGGCAGAGCCAUGGCGUCGAUUCGGUGAAGGAGUUGGCUUAUACGCCGGUUUGGAUUUUCGAUAUUGAGGUCCAGCCGGGUGGAAAGAUUACGCAGCCGAUUCCGGCGGGUUGGAACGCGUUCGCUUAUACGCUCGCGGGCACGACUAGCUUUGGUAGCGGCGAGGAGAAGACGGAAGUCGGACAGUUUCACAAUGUUGUCUUUGAGCAGGCUGGUGAUACCGUCACAGCUGCUGUAGCGGCAGAUGCCACGGAGCCAGGACACUUCUACCUCGUCGCCGGUCUACCACUCGAUCAGAAGGUCGUGCAGUACGGACCAUUCGUGUUGAACAGCCAGGAGCAGGUGUACAACGCGCUUAGGGAUUAUCAGAAUCACCAGAAUGGGUUUGAGCGCGCUAAGGGAUGGCAGAGCGAGAUUGGGAAGAGGAUGAUGCAAUAGGGCAGGCAAUCUUCGGAAUGGAAUGGGGGUUAUGGCGUUAGAGAUUGGCAUGGGUGGAGUUAACAUAGGGAAAUUUGUAUUUUAGACACAGCUUCAGACUUGAAUUGGAAUUCAUGAUAUCAUAUUUAUACACUGC
Molecule: messenger RNA, 1682 nt
Organism: Pseudogymnoascus verrucosus
Lineage: Eukaryota; Fungi; Ascomycota; Leotiomycetes; Thelebolales; Thelebolaceae
Exons: 1
Coding region: 404-1546 (380 amino acids)
Source: RefSeq, a predicted model, not a curated record